ACUCCAAGAAGGGAAGCAAGCAAGCGGAUACUCUGAAGACAUAUCUCAAGAAGAUGAAUAGCAACAUCGAAAAGCUCAACAAGAACAUGCUCGAGUGGAAGGAGACAAAGUCGACCGUGACCCCGAUUUCCUCGAUCAGCGAUGCAACCCAUGCUCUGAACCUGUCGCUCGGCUCACUCGGUGCCUUGAACCCGCUUGGAUCUGCAUCUGCACACCCGCUCACCGCGACAGCAUCGUCUUUGACUGCCACCGAUCCCAACGUCUUUGCGGUCCGCAUCCGCAAGUCCGACUUUGUCGGCACUGGUAUUGAGCCCGAAGCCGUUGUUAACGCCCAGCUGAAGGCCCUCUCCGAGAAGACCGGUUUGGAUUACAAGGUCAUUCCCUACGACACGCACUUUGAUAUCGUUGUGCAGAAGAAGAACCCAUUCACCGCCUAUCGAACUCCAAUGGCCCAUCCGUGGUACUCGCUCACUGCCGACCAGCAAACCUUUACGGGCGAUUUGCGAGAAAGGUCAUUGGAUACCACGCGUUUGCCGGCGGACUGAUCCCCAAGGAGAACCGCAUUUCAGGGGCCAACAACGACAAUGCCAAAACCCUCCAACUUGCCAACGAUGUCGUCAAGGCGCUGAGCACUGCCUUCGAUAAAGUCAUUCCAAGUUUGCUCAGUAUGGGUAUUAUCAAUGCAGACGCUGCCGGAGGCGCUAAGCGCACGCUUAAGGAGUUUUUCAUGUCAUGGGGAUUCACCAUGAAUUCCUCGAAUAUCGUGAGCUCU
Molecule: messenger RNA, 772 nt
Organism: Polychytrium aggregatum
Lineage: Eukaryota; Fungi; Chytridiomycota; Chytridiomycetes; Polychytriales
Exons: 2
Coding region: 54-545 (163 amino acids)
Source: RefSeq, a predicted model, not a curated record